UUGGCUCAGAGAAUAGAGCAAAGACACCGGUGUGAAGCUGAACUAAGAGCAAGGAUUGAGCAACUGGAGAAACGUCAGACACAGGAUGAUGCAGUUUUAUGUGUUGUUAAUCGUUACUGGAAUUUAUUGAAUGAAGACAUCAGGGUUUUGCUGCAACGAUUUGAUGCCGAAACUGCUGAUGAAUCAGAAAAUAAGAAUGAGAAUGAAGCAACCACUUCAUUCUUAAUGCAGUUGUCAACCUGGGAUAAGGAGGAGUUGGAUGCCCAGUUAGCAAACAGAGUGCAAGUUAGCAAAAGAGCGGUGGCUAAAGUUUUGCAAGCAUUUGACAGGUUACAGCAAAGAAAUGAUAAGAUUUGGAGGGCUAUUAAGGGCGAGGGAGAAGAAGGAGCACCCGCGCCAUCCUUGGAUGAAGUCGUUCGUGCGACGAACGAAGAGGUGACAGCAGAAAACCGUCAUCUACAAGCCUUAAGCACAACGUUACAUGAAAGCCAUCAUGCGAUGACACUUCGUGUGGCACAAUUACAAGAUGCUGUUAACAGUCGCGAUACUGAGAAUGCAGAAUUAAAGAAUCAGAUUGAUGAUUUGCAGUACGAGCUAAUGAAGGUGAGAUCAAGAAACGACAAAUUAGAGAAUCACUUGGCCGAGGCAAUAGAAAAGCUCAAAAGCUACCACCAAUCAGGUGCCAGUGCGAGUAGUGGUAGCGGCGGUACAGGGUCAGGUGGGGCUACGCCUCUCUCAGCCGCAGCGGCCGCUAAGUUAGAAGAUGUGGCGGCCGAAUUGGAGGAACAACGUGAACUAGCCAACAACCGCCUUGCUGAACUUGACCGUCUACACCGCCAACAUAGAGACACAUUGAAAGAAGUUGAGAAGCUUAAGAUGGAUAUACGACAGUUGCCAGAAUCGGUGAUUGUUGAGACUACAGAGUACAAAUGUCUGCAGAGCCAGUUCUCAGUAUUGUACAAUGAGUCCAUGCAAAUGAAGACUGCACUUGAUGAGACACGUCUGCAAUUACAAAAUGCGAAAAACUUACAUAUGAGGCAGAUUGAAAUGAUGGAGAGUGAAGAAUUAGCUAGACAAAAAGCACUACGAGCUGAAAUGAUACAAUUGGAGGAUGUAUUAGGUCAAUUGAGGAAAGAGUAUGAGAUGUUAAGGAUAGAAUUUGAGCAGAACUUAGCUGCUAAUGAACAAACGGGCCCCAUCAACAGAGAGAUGAGGCAUUUGAUAACUUCACUACAGAACCAUAACCAACAGUUGAAGGGUGAAGUGUCAAGGUAUAAAAGAAAAUAUAAGGACUCCAGCCAAGAACUAAAUAAGCUUCGUAAAGAAACGGAAGAGGCUGCAUCCCGUAGCGGUACAACCAUGAGUGGAGAUCAACCCGAUGAAAAACCACCUCCUGUUAAGAAGGAGGAACCAGAUCCUGAUGGCUGUGCGGAGGGCGGCGGGUGCGCGGGCGGCUGUGCUGGCGCGGGGGUAGGGGGCGCGGGUGCAGCCGAGCGCGCCGGCAAGGAGCACGCGCGCGGCAAGCUGCACGACCAGGACCAGCUCAUCAAAGACCUCAAGCAGCAGCUCAAAAAAGCUGUGAAUGAACAAAAAGAACUGAAACUAUUAUUAGACAUGUACAAAGGUGUGAGCAAAGAGCAGCGCGACAAAGUGCAGUUAAUGGCUGCAGAGAGAAAAGCGCGGCAGGAACUCGAGGACCAUCGACAAAAGGCUAAAAUGGCACAGGAGAGUAAGCGGGAGAGGCGGUUGGCGGACGAAGAUGCGCUGCGCAAGAUCAAGCAGCUGGAGGAGCAGAAGUACGAGCUGCAGAAGCAGCUGUCAUGCGCGCGCCCCAGCGCCGACCCGCUGCACGCCUUCUCCCGCCCCUUCGCAGGCUCGCAGGAAGAGGAGGCGCUCCUGAACGAAAUGGAGGUGACGGGGCAGGCGUUCGAGGACAUGCAGGAGCAGAACUCGCGGCUCAUCCAGCAGCUGCGCGAGAAGGACGACGCCAACUUUAAGCUGAUGUCGGAGCGCAUCAAGGCCAACUCGCUGCACAAGCUGCUGCGCGAGGAGAAGCAGCUGCUGCAGGAGCAGGUGGUUACAAGAGAUCAACAAAUUGAAUCAAUGGGUGCGGUUGCCCGGCGGUUAGAGGAAAAAGAGAGGUUGUUACAAGCGACUCUUUCGGCUGUAGAGAAGGAGCUACUUCUCCGACAGCAGGCCAUGGAGAUGCACAAACGUAAGGCCAUCGAGUCCGCGCAGUCUGCCGCAGACCUCAAACUGCAUUUAGAGAAGUAUCACGCUCAAAUGAAGGAAGCACAACAGGUUGUCGCCGAGAAGACAAGUGCACUAGAAGCGGAGGCAUACAAGACAAAAAGAUUACAUGAGGAGCUUGCCAUCCUCAGGCGUAAGGCCGAACGGAUGAAAAAGAUGGAACAGGCGGGCAGUAGUAUGGAUGAAGUGCUACUGGAGGAAAUCCGGGAGUACAAAGAAACCCUAACAUGUCCAUCUUGUAAAGUAAAGCGCAAAGACGCCGUCCUUACGAAGUGCUUCCACGUGUUCUGCUGGGACUGCUUGCGGACUCGAUACGAGACGCGGCAAAGGAAAUGCCCCAAGUGCAACGCGGCCUUUGGCGCUAACGAUUACCACCGACUCUACCUCUCUACGUAA
Messenger RNA from Parnassius apollo (apollo), 2646 nucleotides. The record is from the annotation of a GenBank genome assembly. NCBI's taxonomy places the organism in Eukaryota, Metazoa, Arthropoda, Insecta, Lepidoptera, Papilionidae.